Scomber scombrus (Atlantic mackerel) is the source of this 2162-nucleotide messenger RNA. RefSeq names its product transient receptor potential cation channel subfamily V member 1-like. Gene Ontology annotation, biological process: calcium ion import across plasma membrane. Gene Ontology annotation, molecular function: protein binding; calcium channel activity. Gene Ontology annotation, cellular component: membrane. Bases 1 to 2133 code for a protein of 710 amino acids. The transcript is spliced from 15 exons. The record is from RefSeq and is a predicted model, not a curated record. NCBI's taxonomy places the organism in Eukaryota, Metazoa, Chordata, Actinopteri, Scombriformes, Scombridae.
AUGCACACCAGUCCCACCGUUGGCAGCGUUUACAGUAAAGAAUUCACCAGGGAAAGAAUAUUUGAAGCAGCGUCGCACGGAGACACAACUCAACUUAAUGGACUGGCUGAUUAUCUGAAAGCUAACAAUAAGCGACUUACCAGCCCUGAACUCCGAGAUGAAAGAAAUGGGAAAACAGCUCUUCUGAAAGCUUUGCUGAACCUGAAAGAUGGCAAAAACGACACCAUUGAAGUCUUCCUCGACAUUGCGGAGAAAACUGGAGAUUUAGAAUAUUUAAUCAACGCUGCUUACAUCGAUCCGUGCUACAAAGGUCAGACAGCCUUGCACAUCGCCAUUGAACGGAGGAGCUUCGACCAUGUGAAACUUCUGGUCCAGAAAGGAGCAGAUGUGCAAGCCAAAGCUGAUGGGAAGUUCUUCCAGCGUAAAGCCGGACUGGGGUUUUAUUUCGGAGAGCUUCCUCUGUCAUUGGCUGCCUGCACCAACCAGCCCAAUAUCGUGUCCUUCCUCAUGGACAACCCUCACAGAAAAGCUGACCCGACUGACAAAGACUCCCAAGGGAACACAGUCUUGCACACCUUGGCGGUCAUAGCUGACAACACAACAGAGAACACAGAUAUGAUUGUAAGGAUGUACGAUGACAUACUUAUUCAGCACCACAAACUGGAGAAGAUCAGCAAAGUCCAGUUGGAAGCCAUUGAAAAUAAUAAGGGGUUGACUCCUCUGAAGUUAGCAGCCAAGCUAGGGAAGAUUGGGCUGUUCAGGCACAUUUUGCAUCGGGAAUUCACGGAUGAGGAGACGAAGCCGCUGUCCAGAAAGUUCACAGAGUGGUCCUAUGGACCCGUCCACUCCUCACUUUACGACAUCAGCUCCAUCGACACCAAAAAAGACAACUCUGUGUUGGAGAUAAUCGUCUUUGGAAGUGAAAUUCCGAAUCGCCCUGAGAUGCUCCAGAUCGAGCCGCUCCGCAGCCUUCUCAAGGAUAAGUGGGACAGAUUUGCUUCCAAAUUAUUCUUGGUGAAUUUCUUGGUUUACCUGAUGUACCUGAUCAUCUUCACCUCCGUGGCCUUCUACAGAAAGGAAGGCCAGCCGCCGUUUCCUGUUGACGAUGCUCCUCUCGACUACGUGCGCUGCAUCGGUGAGGUCAUCAGUGUCCUCGGAGCUGUGUGGUUUUUCUAUAAAGCGAUAACUAUUUUCAGAAAGAAUCCCCCGAACUUCAAAGCUCUGUACAUCGAUGGAUUCUGUGACAUUAUUUUCUUCGUGCAGGCCGCUCUUCUUCUAAUCGGCGCUAUUCUGUAUUUCUGCGGGCGGAAAGAAUACGUGGGACUUCUCGUGAUCUCGCUGGCUCUCGCUUGGAUCAACGUCCUCUACUACUCCAGAGGCUUCAAACAAAUGGGGAUGUACAACGUCAUGAUGCAAAGAAUGAUCCUGGGUGACAUCUUACACUUCCUGUGCUUCUACAGCGUCUUCCUGUUUGGAUUUUCUGCUGCUAUCGUCGCUCUUAUCGACGACUCGUCUCCAGCUUUUAAAAAACAGGCCAACGCUACGCAAGCACGUGUUAUGACAUUUGACAUGGAGACGUUUAAGUGCAAGAGGCCGACGUACAACGAUAUUCGUUUUACAACACUGGAGUUGUUCAAGUUCACCAUUGGGAUGGGAGACCUGGAGUUUACCGACCACGUCCAGUACAAAGAGGUUUUCUACAUCCUCCUCAUCUCGUACAUAGUCCUGACUUACAUCCUGCUGCUCAACAUGCUCAUAGCGCUGAUGGGAAACACGGUCGAAAGAAUCUCAGAAGAAAGCGAAAACAUCUGGAAUCUGCGGAGGGCGAUGACUAUUCUGGACCUGGAGAGGAGUCUGCCGAGGAGCCUGAUGAGGAAGCUGAACCCUGCAGUGUCCAAGAUGUUGUGUGUGAGAAACGAGAAGAACGAGUGUAAAAGGUUCUUCAGGGUGGAGGAAAUGAACUGGAGACAGUGGCGGUCAGACGUCGCUCUAAAUCGUGAAGAAGAUCCUGGAAAUGACAUGAUGACAUCACAGCCCGACGACCAGAACAAAGGGAACGGGUGGAAUUUAAAUCCACUAUUUGAGAAGAUUCGUGGAAGAAGAACGCUGCAACGGCAAGCACCUAUUCCCUAAUUUCAUUAAAAAAUCCUCCCAAAAGUUGA